CCCCCAGCUCAGGACUUCCGGCCUUUUGGCUGCGGAGAGGCCGCUCUAGCCGCCUGUUUCCUCGGCUCUAUGGUGCCCGGCUGUGGCGCACGUGAGCGACAGACUGAACAGGCCAGUGGGAGCCGCCCGGAGAGACAGCUGGGUUCCCGGCAGCCGCGCCAUGUUUGACGAAGGGGGGUGGAACAAGGAGGAUGGCGGGGAGGCUCUCAGCCAGGCUCUCCUGCACCCUCGGCGCCGCCCUGCCCAGCGCUGCCCCCCGGUGAGCCCCCCUGUCCUUCCAGAGACGUGGACUCACCUGCCUCCCAGAGGCUCCUUGCACAAGCAGCGCAGACGGCUCCUCGCGACCCUGCAGCGCCUGGAGGCUUCGAGCUGCACGGAGCCUCCUCAGAGCCCCGGGCCUCUGUCGGGGGACAGCGAAUCUGAGUCUGACUCUGCGGACCGGGCGGGGAGGAAACAGCCCAGGAAACAGAGACGGGGCCUGAAACCCAGAGCUGCCUCCUCCCCCUGUAUCGCCCCAGGGGCUCCAAGCGGCUCCAGCGCUCCCCAGGCAGGGCCAGAGCCAGACCCAGCUUGCAGGAGACGGAGUAGAGAUUGUGCAGCAGAGGCCCCUGGGGACAAAGCACGCACACCCAGCAAAGAGCCGCUGAGCCGGGAGCCGGGCGCAGCCACUGGGGGGCCUGGUCCAGUGCUGAGCAGGAAGCAGUGGAGGAACAAACAGAAGAAUAAAAGGCGACAAAAGAACAAGUUCAAAGUGGGCCUGGGGCUGGAUGUGGGGCAGAGCCUGGGCGGGGGGCUGGAUGUGGGGCAGGGGACCUCGGCACUGCCCCCGUCGGAGCUCUCGGGGGCGCUGCGGGCCCGGAUGGAGGAGCGGCUCCAGUCAGCCCGUUUCCGCUACAUCAACCAGCAGCUCUACACGUCCAGCAGCCAGGAGGCAGCCCGGCUCUUCCAGCACGACCCUGCUGCCUUCGCCAUCUAUCACCGCGGCUUCGCCCGGCAGGUGGGGCGCUGGCCCGAGAAUCCGGUUCACCGCAUUAUCCAAUACCUGCGGGGGCGGCCGGCCUCGCUGGUGGUGGCAGAUUUUGGAUGCGGCGACUGCAAGAUUGCGACCAGCGUCAGGAACAAGGUUCACUCGUUCGACCUGGUGGCUCUGAGCCCACGUGUCACUGUGUGCGACAUGGCCAAGGUGCCGCUGGCAGACGAGUCUGUGGAUGUCGCCGUGUUCUGCCUGGCGCUGAUGGGCACCAAUCUGCGGGAGAUCCUGGAAGAGGCCAACCGGGUGCUGAGGCCAGGGGGCAUGCUGAAGGUGGCAGAGGUUGCCAGCCGCUUCGCAGACAUCCGGGCCUUUGUGAGUGCCGUGACUCAGCUGGGCUUUCAGAUUGUCUCCAAGGACCUGGACAAUCCGUUUUUCUACAUGUUUGAUUUCUCCAAGACGGGGCCCCCCCGGGCUGGGGGGAAGCUGCUGGGCCUGGCGCUGAGACCCUGCCUCUACAAGAAGCGCUGAGGGGCCCCUCAGCUGGUGUCUGCCCUGGGGGCCUGGCCCCUGCCCUGCCUGGGGGCCCUGCCGCAUGGGGGGAGCUGGGGGGCUGUUUAGUCUCCCAGACAUGCCUGGGGGGGCUGUGUGUGUCUCCCCCUCUGCCCCUGGAAAGGAGGGGGGGCGGUG
Messenger RNA from Malaclemys terrapin pileata, 1660 nucleotides. It is a transcript of the gene RRP8, whose product is annotated as ribosomal RNA processing 8. Gene Ontology annotation, cellular component: rDNA heterochromatin; chromatin silencing complex; nucleolus. The transcript is spliced from 8 exons. The coding region runs from base 161 to 1501 and encodes 446 amino acids. Gene Ontology annotation, biological process: regulation of transcription by glucose; rDNA heterochromatin formation; cellular response to glucose starvation. The record is from RefSeq and is a predicted model, not a curated record. Gene Ontology annotation, molecular function: methyltransferase activity. NCBI's taxonomy places the organism in Eukaryota, Metazoa, Chordata, Testudines, Emydidae.